Fusarium sp. VM40 is the source of this 627-nucleotide messenger RNA. The record is from the annotation of a GenBank genome assembly. NCBI's taxonomy places the organism in Eukaryota, Fungi, Ascomycota, Sordariomycetes, Hypocreales, Nectriaceae.
AUGCCCGAGCGAAACACAGAAGGAGCGGCCGGAGCCCGAAGGAGGAGGUCUAGUAGCAUUCUCCAGGUCUACCAUGAGCCUCCUGAGACUCUGGAGCAGAUCAGUGAUCAGGCUUCUUUGCCUAAUCUCAAUGCCAACUGGACAAACGCUAAAGGUGCCUGGACCAUCCACCUUGUCCUGAUUCUCAGUGCCAAGAUCAUAUUCGAUGCCAUCCCUGGUGUCUCGCAGGAGACCUCAUGGACCCUUACCAACAUGUCCUAUAUGUUUGGCUCGUAUAUCAUGUUUCACCAUGUCCGAGGUGUUCCCUUUGACUUCAACAGUGGUGCAUUCGACAACCUCAACAUGUGGGAGCAGAUCGACAACGGGGCGCAGUAUACGCCCACCAAGAAGUUUCUGCUUAGUGUCCCGAUCGCACUUUUCCUUGUCAGCACCCACUAUACACAUUACGACUUGACUUAUUUUACUAUCAACCUGCUCGCUGUCUUGGGAGUUGUCAUCCCCAAGCUACCCUUUGUAUGUUAUGCCACUCCUCUCGCUCUUGCUCUUGCUCUUGCCAACCUGCACCAAAUACAUUCAUUUAGUCAUCGAAUGCGCUUCGGGCUAUUUUCCGGCAUCCCGGAGGAAUAG